Molecule: messenger RNA, 2190 nt
Organism: Closterium sp. Yama58-4
Lineage: Eukaryota; Viridiplantae; Streptophyta; Zygnematophyceae; Desmidiales; Closteriaceae
Source: the annotation of a GenBank genome assembly
AUGGGAACUCAGACUGUGAGGAUGGGUUCACCCACCGCCAACUAUCCGGCUGUUCCUACUAAGUCAGACGUGCCAAUCCGCAGGGUGAAGUCGUUUACUCGAGACACUCCCCCCACCUCCUCACGCAUGCGACUGGGAUGUGGUCUCAUGGCGUGCGUACUGCUCAUACCGUUGUUCCUCUGGGCCACUUUCUCAAACUCCCCGUCAGCAAUUCAAGACGUGGCUACCACUGUCGUGACGUAUUCGACCGGUUCAGAGGAUGGCGGUCCAACAGCACGCAUUGCAGCAGAGCGAGUGCAACCGCGCGCGGGAGUUCUUCAGAUAGAGGAGGUGGUCAGCCUCUCAGAGCCUCGGGGAGGCUUUCCGAAGCAGGCGGACGUAUCUGAGGCCGCGAAGGCGGCUGUGAAGCAGGAAACAGAUGAUACGGACGAGAUUGCCAGCGACGAAGGAAGCUCUGCGAUGAGUGACGUCGAAGAAGCAUCGUCGCCGACGCGACACGAGGAUGGGAAGGAUGAUGGAAGAAAGGUCGUGGUGGAGGAAGAGUCAGAGAGCUCCUCGCUCUCCUUGCCGCAGCGCGGGUCGCCGGGCGAGGCGAAUGGGGUUACGAAGCAGAAACGACAAGACACGGCGGAACCGAAUGAAGGCGAGCGGCACACAGUGGCGACGGGUCGCGCGACGACGGCACUGAAGGGCAGUGGCGUGGCAGUAGCGGCGGUGGCGGAUCAGGUGCCGGAGGCGAAGCGCGAGUCGUACAUGAUCAUGAUGACGGAUCUCGUGACGCAGGUCGCCGCUGUGCUGCCGGAAGCCGCGAGGCGCGGCAACGCGCAGCUCGUCAAGCACGUGCGCGCCGCGCUAGAGCGCGCGGAGCCGCUCGUGGAGGCAUGGAAGGGCGCGCGGGUGUGGGGCGGCGAGGAGAAGGCGAUUGGGGUGAUCAAGCUGCUGGAAUCGCUGAGGGCGCGCGCUCAGGAGUGGCGUAGCACGCUGACGCUGAUCGAACGGCUGAGAGGCGACGUGGAUAAAAUGAAGUCGAAGCUGAAAGCCGUGAGCAAGGAGCGCAACAAGCUGGAUCUCGCUGCCGCCAAGGCGCUCCCUAAAGCGCUGCACUGCCUCAACCUUAGACUCGCCGUGGCGUAUGGUAGCAACGAGCACAUCAAGGAGGUCACUAGGGCGCGAGAGAGCCAGCAGGCGAGGAGGUUCGAGGACCCGUCGCUGUACCACUACGCACUCUUCUCAGAUAACGUGCUUGCCGUGUCUGUUGUCGUCAACUCCACUCUGCAAAACGCCAAAAACCCAGAAAAGCAUGUGUUCCACGUGGUGACGGACGAGAUGAAUCUGCCAGCCAUGCGAGCGUGGUUCGCACUGCACCCGCCAGGCAAGAUGGCUCUGGAGAUCAAGGCCGUGGAGCACUACUCCUUCCUCAACGCCUCCUACUGCCCCGUGCUGCAGCAGCUGCAGGCGACAAGCCUCAAGGCCUUCUACUUCUCGCAGCAGGCUGCUGAAGACAAGAAGCGCGUGACAGGAGAGGCGUCUGCGGAGGCAACAGCAGGUCCGACGCAGCUCAAGUUCAAGAACCCCAAGUACCUCUCCAUGCUCAACCACCUGCGCUUCUACCUUCCUGAGAUGUACCCCACGCUCAACCGAGUGGUGUUCCUGGACGAUGAUAUCGUGGUGCAGAGGGACCUCGUGCCGCUCUUCACACUGCCGCUCCACGGCAACGUGAAUGGCGCGGUCUUCACGUGUGUGGGCGACUUCCACCGCCUCUUCAAGUACCUCAACUUCUCACACCCCUACAUCAAGGCGCACUUCGACCCCAACGCCUGCGGCUGGGCCUACGGCAUGAACGUGUUUGACCUGCACGCGUGGCGGCUCCACAAUCUCACUGCUGUCUACCACAAGUUCCAGACCAUGAAUGCGGAUCGGUCACUGUGGCAGCUGGGGACGCUGCCCCCGGGGCUAAUGACGUUCUACAACCGCACGCAGGUGCUGGACGCGCACUGGCAUGUGCUGGGCCUGGGGUACAACAAGGACGUGCCCCUGGAGGACGUGGAGAAGGCUGCUGUUGUGCACUACAAUGGCAACUGGAAACCAUGGCUGGAUACUGCAAUGAAGCACUUCAGACCAUACUGGUUGGCAUAUGUGACAGCAAAUGAUGGUAUCAUACACAGGUGUAAUGUGGAUCUCAAGAGCUGA